Molecule: messenger RNA, 2798 nt
Organism: Numida meleagris (helmeted guineafowl)
Lineage: Eukaryota; Metazoa; Chordata; Aves; Galliformes; Numididae
Gene: ANKK1
Product: ankyrin repeat and kinase domain containing 1
Exons: 8
Coding region: 124-2271 (715 amino acids)
Biological process (GO): protein phosphorylation
Cellular component (GO): cytoplasm
Molecular function (GO): protein kinase activity; ATP binding; protein binding
Source: RefSeq, a predicted model, not a curated record
CCCCCCACCAGGGGACAGGAACAGGCACGGAAACCCGCGCAACCUGGUCUCGUUCGGCCCAGUUCUGAGAGCAAAGGACAGCUUAGAGUACAAGCCCGUGGAAGAACCAGUGUGAACUGUCUAAUGGAAGAAGCAACCAAGAUGGAGAAAAUCAAAUUCCAGCACAUUGUCACUAUCUACGGGGUCUGCAACAGCCCUCUGGGCAUAGUGAUGGAAUACAUGGCCAGAGGGUCCUUGGAGAGAAUACUUCCCACUCACAAAAUGUCAUGGCAGCUCAAAUUCCGGGUUAUCCAUGAGAUGGGCUUGGCUAUGAACUUUCUGCACAGCAUGACACCUCCUUUGCUUCACUUAGACCUAAAGCCAGGGAACAUCCUCCUCGAUGGGAAUAUGCAUGUCAAGAUCUCAGACUUUGGGCUGUCCAAAUGGAUGGAGCAGUCAAGCCGAAUGCAAUAUAUUGAAAGCUCUGCUUUGAGGGGCACUUUGAGCUACAUCCCCCCAGAAAUGUUUCUGCAGAACACCAAGCCUCCAGGGAUCAAAUACGAUGUGUACAGCUUUGGAAUUGUCAUUUGGGAGGUGCUUAUGCAGAAGAAGCCUUACGCAGGAGCCAACAUGAUGGCCAUCAUUGUCAAGGUAGCAGCAGGCAAGAGGCCCUGCCUGGAACCCAUCAGCGACGACUGGCCAGGGGAAUGCCAGCAGAUGGUGGACUUGAUGAAGAGGUGCUGGGACCAAGACCCUAAGCAAAGACCAAGCUUCACAGAUAUCCCCGUAGAAACAGACAUGCUGCUGUCACUGAUACAAAGCCUCGUUGUGGAUCCGGAGAAUGAGCGCCUUGUCAGGAAGAUGUCCCACAAACCUGCCAUCGCUGGGAACCAGCAGAGUGACAAAGAAGAGCUUAUCUUCUCUCAAGACACCAGAACCGGAGGAACCGGUCACCAGCAGGUUCGUGUCCCACCUUCGCACAGGGAGAUGGAAAGCCCAGAGGACGUCCUGUCUGAGGAGAUCUGGAGAGUUCAUGAGAACGGCCUCACACUGCUUCACUUCAUGGUGAUCCAGGGAAACGUGGAAAAGGUGAAGUUUCUCCUGAGCUGCAAAGCCAACGUGAACAGCCAGGUGGUCUGCGGCUACACCCCACUCAUUGUGGCUGUUCAGAAGAGGUCACCAGAGAUCUGCUCGGUGCUGAUAGAGCACGGUGCGGACAUCAACAUGCCCGAUGAGGAUGGCUGGACACCUCUUCACUUCGCUGCUCAGAAUGGGGACGACCGAAUUGUUCGCCUCUUGCUGGACCACCAGGCAUGUGUCAAUGCUCAGGAGCAUGACGGAUGGACCCCUCUGCAUCUGGCAUCCCAGAACAACUUUGAGAACGUGGCCCGAGUGCUGCUGUCUCGCCAGGCUGACUCCAACACCCAGGAGGUGGAUGGGAAAACCGCUCUCCAUGUGGCAGCCUGCUUUGGGCAUGUCGGCCUGGUGAAGCUCCUCGCCAGUCAGGGAGCAGACCUGGAGAAGAAGCAGAAGAACCACAGGACCCCACUCCACGUGGCUGUGGAGCGAGGAAAGUUCAGGGUAGUCCACUAUUUGCUGAAGAACGGGGCCUCUGUCAACAGCCUGGACCAAAACCAUUACAGUGCCCUGCACCUGGCCGUGGUGAGGGGGAAGUAUCUCAUUUGCGAGAAACUCAUCAAGUACGGAGCCAAUGUCGAGCUGCGAACAGACAAAGGCUGGACCCCCCUGCACCUGGCUUCCUUCAAAGGACACAUUGAGAUCAUCCACCUGCUGAAAGACAGCUGUGCCAAGCUGAAUGCCAGGGGAAGCAUGGGCUGGACACCGCUGCACUUGGCCACGCGCUACAGCGAAGAGCCGGUGGUCUGUGAGCUGCUGAGGUGUGGGGCAGACCCCAAUAUCACCGAGAAGUCCGAGUGGGCCCCCCUGCAUUUUGCAGUGCAGCGAGGCUCCUUUCUGACCGUCAUCAAUCUCCUGGAGUGCAGGGCAGAUGUCAACGUGAAGAACAAAGUGGGCUGGACACCCUUGCACCUCGCCGUCCUCAAGGGCAACAUGGCCAUUAUAAAGACCUUGAUUAAGGCCGGUGCUCUGCUCAAUGUGGAAGACAUUACUGGCUGCACAGCCCUCCAGUUGGCAAUUAGACAUCAGAAAGAAAACAUCAUUACACUGCUUCAAGGCAAGGACUCGCUGAUGAAUACAUUGCAGAAUAGGGCCCUGGUGAAUGAUGUUCAGAUUUCAAGACCCAGAACUGUUCCAAGAAGGACAGAUUUGUAGAUUCAUUGCAUCUGGCAUUUAUGAGUCGAAUUUUCCAGUAUCAGGGUCUUAAGUCACUAUAUCCUGUCAACUGGUGAUUACAGAGGAUUAUUUUUUAAUGGCAAUUCCUAAGUAUAAACACUAAAAGAAUAAAAGAAAACAGAGCUAUAGAGGGAAGAUGACAAUUUAUUUUUGAGAGUGACCAAAUUUAUAGACCUUUUUGGCUUGGUAAUGCUGGAGUUGGGCUGUGCUUCUCAGUUGUGAUACUCACUGUGUGGGGAUGGAAGCAGAUGUGUGUACUCCCUUUGAAAAUGGACACUGCUGAUAUCACGCAUAGCAGCACACAUAGAGCUGUCUUCCACGUAUUUUCUUGCUUUUAUUCUUUGUUUUCUGACAGAGCAGAUUGGUGUAAAACAGCAAGGCGCAGGUGGGAAUUGAAUCUUGAGAUUCUCACCUGCUGCUGGAAAUAGACACUAAGCAAAUGGUGCAGCGAUGUGUCAGAUUUUCUGACAUCUCAUUUUUGUAACAAGAAUCUUUAUUAAAAAUAA